AUGUUCAUUAAUACCAAAGUGCAAGGACCAUCUCUUGAUGAUUUACUGAAUACAAAUACUAUAGACAAUUUAACGUGUCACUAUGUGUAUUCCGAUGAUGCCUUACCUUUAUAUGAUGCUCGAGUUUUUAAGCCGCCAAAGGAAUCUAUUUUCUUUCAUGAUACAGGUUGUAAAGGUACCCUGAACUCUCGACAGCUUUGUGCAAUAGAAUCGGCCGCUCGAGCGAAUCCAAAUAGACAAGUAUACGUGUUUUUCAGUGCACCUGUAUCUGAAUUUGCGGUGCUAAGUGAUCUCGCAGUUUUAGACGACUUCAGUAAUGUGCAUUUGGCGCGUAUUCACAUAACCGAUUAUGUGGCAGACAGUCCUGUGGAACAUUUGGUACAGACUGGCGUUCUAAAUAAGACCAACUGGGGUAUCGAAAACACGUCGAACGUUUUAAGAUUCCUCACUCUUUAUAAAUGGAGUGGCGUGUAUUUAGACACGGAUGUGGUUGUGGUUAAAUCUUUCGAUUCUUUGCCAGCGAACUGGAUUGCGAGAGAGGAUAGAAAAAUGCUGAAUGCAGCUGCUAUGUCACUGUCUGAAGAUCAUGUUGGGCGGUAUUUUGCGACUCUUUUCCUUGAGGAAAUAGCGAUGAAUUACAGACCAGAUAUCUGGACCCACAACGGACCAGGCGCCGUCACUCGGGUGCUGACGAGAGAGUGCAUUGUUAAAGAGGCUGUCUUAAUGACGGCAGCAAACUGCAAAGGUACGUAA
Molecule: messenger RNA, 753 nt
Organism: Zerene cesonia (dogface butterfly)
Lineage: Eukaryota; Metazoa; Arthropoda; Insecta; Lepidoptera; Pieridae
Product: lactosylceramide 4-alpha-galactosyltransferase-like
Exons: 3
Coding region: 1-753 (250 amino acids)
Biological process (GO): glycosphingolipid biosynthetic process
Molecular function (GO): hexosyltransferase activity
Source: RefSeq, a predicted model, not a curated record